Molecule: messenger RNA, 805 nt
Organism: Sphaeroforma arctica JP610
Lineage: Eukaryota; Ichthyosporea; Ichthyophonida
Exons: 2
Coding region: 1-756 (251 amino acids)
Source: RefSeq, a predicted model, not a curated record
AUGGAUGCUAUAAACACACGUAUUGUCGAAUACGUCUUUACGCAAUGCUCUGGAGUGCAACGACCCACUACGAAUAUCCAACCUCUCGUCGACAUAGGACUAGAAGAAUCGUUUACGCAUUCGCGAAGCCGGACCACCUACACCUCAGGACCACCUGCACCAGGACUCAGGACCACCUGCACCAGAAUUCAGGACAACCUGCACCAGGACUCAGGACCACCUGCACCAGGACUCAAGACCACCUGCACCAGGACUCAGGACAACCUGCACCAGGACUCAGGACAACCUGCACCAGGACUCAAGACCACCUGCACCAGGACUCAGGACAACCUGCACCAGAACUCAGGACCACCUGCACCAGGACUCAGGACAACCUGCACCAGGACUCAGAACAACCUGCACCAGGACUCAAGACCACCUGCACCAGGACUCAGGACCACCUGCACCAGGACUCAAGACCACCUGCACCAGGACUCAGGACCACCUUCACCAGGACUCAAGACCACCUGCACCAGGACUAAGGACCACCUGCACCUGGACUCAGGACCACCUGCACCAGGACCCAAGACCACCUGCACCAGGACUCAGGACCACCUGCACCUGGACUCAGGACCACCUGCACCAGGACUCAGGACCACCUUCACCAGGACUCAAGACCACCUGCACCAGGACUCAGGACAACCUGCACCAGGACUCAGGACAACCUGCACCAGGACUCAGGUCUCACCUAGGGGUUACGGGUGCGCCCUAGCAUGACCUAUACUAUACUCAAGAGCAUCAGUGUAGUGACUUUUGCAAGUGUCUG